UUUGUGUGAGACGUAAAAAUAGGCUUGCAUAAGUAUCUGCUCCUCCUCACUCAGGUACAACGCAGAAAUGGCUACCCAAACCAACGGAAGCAUGGAGUUCUCUUUCAAGUUUCCGGAUGUCAAGUUCACCAAGUUAUUCAUCAAUGGAGAUUUUGUUGACUCUGUUUCAGGUAAAACAUUUGAGACAAUUGAUCCAAGAACGGGUGAAGCAUUUGCGAGGGUCGCUGAGGGAGACCGAGAAGACGUCGAUUUAGCCGUCAAGGCUGCUCGUGCGGCCUUCGAUCACGGACCAUGGCCCCGCUUUCCGGGAUGUGAGAGAAGGAGAAUAAUGAUGAAGUUGGCCGACUUGAUUGAGGAGAAUGCAGAGGAAUUAGCAGCACUGGAUACAAUGAACGCAGGGAAGUUGUACAGCUUAGUUAAGGCCGUGGAUAUUCCCGCCGCUGCAGGGGCGUUGCGGUACUUCGCCGGUGCGGCGGAUAAGAUCCACGGCGAGACGUUGAAGCUGUCGAGGUCCCUCCAAGGGUACACACUCCGGGAGCCGAUCGGCGUCGCCGGAAUGAUCAUCCCGUGGAACUUUCCGAUGAUCCUAAUGUUUCACAAGGUUAGCCCUGCAUUAGCUGCAGGAUGCACUAUGGUUGUGAAGCCUGCAGAGCAAACUCCCCUUACUGCUCUUUACUGUGCUCAUCUCGCCAAGAAGGCUGGUAUCCCGGAUGGAGUACUGAAUGUUAUUACUGGAUUUGGUCCAACUGCUGGAGCGGCCAUUUCAUCUCAUAUGGACAUUGACAAAGUCAGUUUUACAGGAUCAACCGAAGUUGGGAAGCUAGUGAUGAAGGCAGCAGCGGAGAGCAAUUUGAAACCAGUCACAUUAGAGUUGGGAGGAAAGAACGCUCUCAUAAUUUUUGAAGAUGCCGAUAUUGAUAUGGCUGCAAAACUUACUCAAUUUGGCAGUCUAUAUAAUAAGGGUGAAAUUUGUGUUGCGAGCUCGCGUGUUUUUGUUCAAGAAGGAAUUUAUGAUGAUUUCGCAAAGAAAUUAGUAGAGAAGGUGAAAAUGACCAUUGUUGGUGAUCCAUUUCAUCCAUCAACUCAUCAGGGUCCUCAGGUUGAUAAAACCCAAUUUGAGAAAAUAUUGUCGUAUAUUGAGCAUGGCGAAAGAGAAGGAGCCAAACUGCUAUGUGGUGGCAAGCAUCACCAUGAAAGGGGUUAUUACAUUCAGCCCGCAAUCUUUUCAAACGUCGAGGAUUCAAUGUUGAUCGCAAAGGAUGAGAUAUUUGGACCAGUUAUUUCAUUACUUAAAUUCAAAACGGUUGAGGAGGUAAUUAAGAGAGCUAACGCUACACAAUAUGGGCUAGCAGCCGGAGUUGUGACCAAUGACUUGAACACUGUGAACACGGUUUCAAGAUCGAUUCGGGCUGGAAUUGUUUGGAUAAAUUGUUACCUAGAGAUGGGCUGUGAUAUACCUUAUGGAGGGUACAAAAUGAGUGGGUUUGGGACAGAUACUGGAUUGGAAGCUCUUGGCCAAUAUCUCAAAACAAAAACUGUUGUUACUCCAUUGUAUAAUUCCCCAUGGCUGUAAUCACUCCCAACCAUUUCCAAAUAGAUCCUAGUUUGUAUGUCAUUUGGUUUAGUCAUCACUAUAAUUAAUAACAAAAACUAAACGAAAUACCCAUUGCAUAUGUUGUACAAGAUAAUAUGUCAUAAAGGUAUUAUUAGAAAUAUGAAACAUAGUGACAAGUUAGUGUUAAAAUACUUCAUUAUGCAAUUAUGGAUUUAGAUUUGUAUUGAUGAAUAACUUAAUUUUAUAUGUUCGAAAUGAGA
Molecule: messenger RNA, 1815 nt
Organism: Cuscuta epithymum
Lineage: Eukaryota; Viridiplantae; Streptophyta; Magnoliopsida; Solanales; Convolvulaceae
Source: the annotation of a GenBank genome assembly